GUGGAAACUUUAAGGUUUUCUUCUAUAUAAAAGGCUCCUAACAAACUUAUCCCAAAACACAUUAAAGAAGGUUCAUCCUCAAGGAAGAGUGCCGUUCUCAAUGAGCUUCUCCAUGGGGUCAAACGAGAAGAGUGCUAAAGAGGAGAUGUACAUGUCGCAGAAACUACCACCACCUCCAUGUUCAUCCAAAAACACGAGAAUUUCCAACCAUGACGUGCAAAUUCCUCUCCCCCCUUGCGUGUUUCAGCCUCCCUCAAAAAGUUCUUCUAGAAAAGGGCUCAGGAGGCAAGAUCAAGAUGACCCUUUUUUGGCAGCUUUUAAAGAGUGCACCAAGACCCCUCACAAAGGUAAACUGCCCAAGAAAGAGGUUGGGUUUGGUUUCUCUUGCAAGCAAUCCUGCAGUGUUAGGGAUGGUAAUUUAGUUAGAAUUUCUCGAGUCCCCAAGGAGAAAGAAGAGACAAGGAAAGAAACGGGCAAAACAAAUGGAACUAAAUGUGAUCUUUGACACUUUCUUCAAUCCUGGGUUGUUUCUUGGAAUAUCAUAGAUUCUUUCGUUUGAUUUGUAUUAUAGGUGCGCAUAUACGUGAUGGCAUCAUCAUUAAUGG
Molecule: messenger RNA, 605 nt
Organism: Rubroshorea leprosula
Lineage: Eukaryota; Viridiplantae; Streptophyta; Magnoliopsida; Malvales; Dipterocarpaceae
Source: the annotation of a GenBank genome assembly